AUUUUAUGACCAUAAAUUGACCAGAUGCAAUAACUGCCACCGAUCAAUAUCAUAAGCGUUUAAAACCAAUUUGAUGUCGUCCACGCGACAACAAAUCACAAUCGCAUCUCGAACAAUGCGAGAUGAGGGGUGCGCACCCCAGCUGCGUACCGCGAUCGAUUGUGGACCGCGCCAACUUCUCGCCACGCUGCACUAUCCGACUACACGGUUCCCAAUCCAAACGUCCCGAUCUUUCACCCAGUGUUUGUUUAUUUUUUUAUUUGUUUAAUUAACCUAUCCCAACCGUACACCUAGACAAUAACCUGUCAGUUCAAAGUGGUGACAGAUAUUUUUUCGGCCAGUGUUAUGUGUUAAUUUUUUAAAUGAUGGAGGGGCGAAGGGCUUGGGAUGGCGUGCCCGUGGAGUCGCACUCGCCACCGCAGUCGGUGCCGGGGCGACGGACGCCGCUGGGAGCCGUGGGGCUUGGAGGAUUUUACAUGCAAGGUGGGCAGCCGCCACCGCCACAGCACUGCUAUCAGACCGACGAGAACCAGCCGGAACCGGGGACCAGUUACGGUCAAAGACCUAUGGGCGAAGGAAAAUCAAAACAGAAAAUGCGACAAGGAAAAACAGUACGACUCAACAUCAACGCUAGGGAACGGAGAAGAAUGCACGACUUAAAUGAUGCCCUCGAUGAAUUACGAAGCGUGAUCCCUUACGCGCACUCGCCGUCCGUCCGCAAGCUAUCCAAGAUCGCGACUUUGCUGCUAGCCAAGAACUACAUCCUGAUGCAGGCCAGCGCCUUAGACGAAUUGCGAAGGUUGGUAGCAUAUCUUCAAGGCACAGCGACGGCAGCAGGCAUAGUGCCACCUCCUGGCUUCGACCUGGCCGGGCUACCAGCCGCCGCCAAGUUGCUGCAACCACCCACGCUAGGCCCGCCAGCUCCACCAGACCCACCAUCUUGAGAUCUGCCUCCGCCCGUCAAACUAGAACCCAUCUCAUCACCCCCUUAGUGACAUCAUACGAACAUCUUAGUGUACAUUUUGGCGUUAAAUGUGAAGAGAGUUUUCAUUUCUAGAUUUUGUUAUUUAUACAGCAUAUACCUUGCAAACUACAUGUUAUGUCGUUAUCUAUGCUUUGUCUUACGAAGUGACAAUUCCUUGGGUAUAAAAUACACUUUUGUCCCGAAUAUGGUAAUGCAAUAUAAUUUUUUUAACAGACCGAACCUACAUUAAACAUUAAUUUUAUACUUAUAAUACUUUUAUUGUCAUACAUAUGAUGUAAACUAAGUACCUCUUUAAAAAUGUCUUAUAAUAUCUACUAUCUACUAUUUAUGUUUAAAAGGGCCUAGCAGAUGGUUUUGUGGUUUUAUAGACGGGCAAAAAAAAAAUAGGCAUUAUUAUACAUACAGGAUAAAUGAAUAGAGUUUGAUAUUAGAAUAACAUUUUCGAAUUCAUUCAAACCGUCUGAUGUCGAACAAAUAUUUCAAUUUAAUCGCUAGGUAAGUUUUGACUCUAAAUGUAUUUAUUUAGGUAGAUAAUAAAAUAAUAAGUAAUUUUAUCAAUAGUGACAAUGAAAUAUACUCAAGUUCACAAAUGUACACACAAGAAUGAAACAAAAUUUCUGUCAAGUAAAACUAAUAAGACGCGGUACAUUACGAGUAUACCUUAUUGCAAUGAUUAGAUUAUGCACGUUUAUGAACUAUGAUGAAUAGGUAAUGAAAGCAUGAAUAAAUGAAUGUAGUGAUGUAAUACUGUUAAAGCUACAACUGCUACAAAUCGGAUAUACCUACCUAAUGUUCUGUCAAUAUUUUCUUGCAGCUAUUUUCGGGCUGUAUAAUUAAUUAACUACCUAUGUAGCUAGUGUUAGUUAUGUACUUAACCCUCCAUAUUUUUAGAUGUAUAUUUUAAAGAAGUUGGAGGUAAAAUAGCAUUAGAUAUACGAGUAAAUUAUGUUAUUUCUCUUCUUGAAGACAAGAGAGGACUGUGAAUCAACGUGCCAAAAUAAUUAAGGACCGUCUAGGUAAGUUUAGCUACGAUUAAAGGUGUUGUAAGAUUUUUCAAUAGCUUAAU
Molecule: messenger RNA, 2051 nt
Organism: Cydia pomonella (codling moth)
Lineage: Eukaryota; Metazoa; Arthropoda; Insecta; Lepidoptera; Tortricidae
Product: class E basic helix-loop-helix protein 22
Exons: 4
Coding region: 363-944 (193 amino acids)
Molecular function (GO): protein dimerization activity
Source: RefSeq, a predicted model, not a curated record